UUAGGUAUAAGCCGCUGUCUUUCUUUUUCCGGACAGACACCGCGAUCGCUUAUACGGGGACCGGAAGUGAGUGAAUGAAGAACGGCGGCCACCGAGUGAUUGCUGCGGAGAGGUCUGGUUUAUUUUCAGUAGCCAACCAGAGUCAUUUUUUGUACUUGCCCAAUAAAGAACGUAUUGUAGCACGACCCGUGAACGCGCAUAUGCGCGUUACCGCGAGAGUCGGAAAUCGCACAAAAGAAGACCAAUGGCUGAUGCAGUACAUUAUAUCCACCUUCAAAACUUUAGCAAGUCUCUCCUAGAGACUCUUAAUGCCCAACGUUUGGGUGGUCAUUUCUGUGAUGUUACUGUUCACAUCCAUGAUGCAACUCUGCGAGCACACAGAUGUGUAUUGGCUGCUGGAAGUCCCUUCUUUCAUGACAAGCUUCUGCUGGGCUACUCUGAGAUUGAAGUCCCACCAGUAGUACCCACUCAGGUGGUACAACAGUUAGUAGAAUUUAUGUACAGUGGUUCCUUGGUUGUUGCACAGUCUGAAGCCUUACAGAUUUUGACAGCAGCAAGCAUUCUACAAAUUAAAACAGUCAUUGAUGAAUGUACACAAAUCAUAUCUCAGAGCCGGUCCAACAAGCCAGUGUCCAUUGCAAGUGCGUUGUCAUGUGGUCCUCAAGGUAGAUCUUCCAAUAACAAAAUUCAAGAACAGUCUGCUAAGGAUGCCGAAGCACCAAUAAUGGGUCUAAGAGACUCUGGUUGUUCAGUGCCAUCUGCUUUAAGAAACAGUGACAUACCAAUCAUAUCUCAAUUAGGUUCUGUCAAUGAAGGUCCUAAAAUAUUGUGUGCUUCAGAGAUACGGUACAAAUUAAGAGAUAUGCUUUCAUCACAACAAAGACAGCUAUCUGACGUGAGAGAAGUAACUGUGUCUGAGGGAGAACCAGUAUCAGAUGGGGAAGGCAUAUCAGCAACUUACUUAACACAGGCAGAAGCGCCACAGAGCUGUCAUAGUCGAAAACAGCGUCAGCCAGUGCGCCUUCAACUUUCUGAUUCUCUUCCUGUGAUAAUUAAAGAUGAAGAUGAAGAAGAUGAGACUGUUGAUGAUGAUGAAGACCAUAAUGGGAGAGAUGGAGAGGAAGAAGAAGAGAAAGUUAAUGUAUUCAGCGAGUGUGGUUCUAGUUUUCCAAGUUGUGUAGAAAAUGAAAAAGUCAGAAGUCCAGAAGAAAAAGAACCCAAUGCAGGAACUGAGCAAAAAGACUCCUCUGGACAGAUGGAAUUUACGCCAGAGGGAACAGAUUUUUUUACUAACCAGGAUGUAUUCUCUGAAACAUUUAUACCUCCUUGGCAGAAUGAGGAAACCAUUGCUGAAGGAGCUAGGGAGAGCUCAGUGGACAAUGAGAAAUUCCGCCCAGAUUGCAGUUUAGAUGGUUCAAGCUUAAGAAAUUUAGCAGUGGUUGCUAGCUCAGAUUUUAAAUCAAGUCCUCCUUUCAACUCUCGAGCUGGUGAAUCCAGAGGACUUCCAUUUGUGACAUCUAUCUUAAGUAGAGAUUUAAAAAACUCGGCAGCUGUUGGUUCAAACACUUCAAGCAUCUUCCAGUUUCACUUAACCCAUCCUAACCAGACACAGUCUGGAAUAACUCAAGGUUUCUUCAGUGUUCAGCAAGAAGGUUCCACUAAUGUUGUACAAAUGAGUUCAAAUAUGAUCUCUGGGUCCUUACAGAAUGACCCAGCACAACGUCCUGGACCUUCACGUAACCCAGACCCUUCCUAUGUAUGCAGCCAUUGUCAGAAGACCUUUAGCUCUCGGAAAAAUUACACAAAACACAUGUUUAUUCAUUCAGGUGAGAAGCCCCAUCAGUGCAGCAUCUGUUGGCGAUCGUUUUCCUUACGAGAUUACCUGCUGAAACAUAUGGUCACUCAUACAGGGAUUCGUGCUUUCCAGUGCUCAAUCUGUUGCAAGAGAUUCACCCAAAAAAGCUCUCUGAAUGUCCAUAUGCGCACUCAUCGGCCCGAACGUUUUCAAUGCUGCUUCUGCAACAAGUUUUUCUCCCACCGUACACUUUUGGAGAGACAUAUCGCUACACAUACAGCAUGAGCCCUAAGCCUUAUAUACCUGACUGUUUAAGUGUUCUAGUGCACACAUGGGGUGGCUCGUAGCCCACUUUGUCGGAGUAUGCUAGAGUAAUGGAAAGCAUGAUGGCGACUGGAGUGUUAUUUGUGAUGUUUUGCUGAGACGUCCCGUAUCAGAACAAUACUGGGAAGCUUUCAGUUUUUGUCUUUACUGAGCACUUACAUUGCAUGUCAAAAAUUCCAAAGUGACAUAUAACUUCUAGUUAUGCAAACUGUCAAAAAAGCUGUCUCUGUUUUUACAAAUUCUGUUUUGUGUGUUCAUUUUUUUUUUAAAUAUUUUUUUUGAACCACGAGCAUGAUUCAAAUUGCUUUUAUUUACCUUUCUGGUAAUGUAGGAGUUAAAAACCAGAAAGUAAGUUGCUUAGAACUUACAGCUUUGUUUUAAUAGACUUUGACUACUUGUAUACUCUGCAAAGGCAUAUCGUCUCUGCACCUAAUUUAAGAAAAAGCAAUUUCAUGGCAUUGUAAACCUAUCUUCUGGAUUGUACGAUCUUUAUGACCUUGGGAAUCUUGCUAUGAAACUACAAUAAUAUUUUAAAAAAAAAAAAAAAAAAGCAAAAAAUCCACUGGAUGUAAAUUGAUUACUUGGGACCCGUUGUGUUGUUUAUUGGUCAAUUCAGUAUAUACUUUUCCAAUAUACUACAUGAAGCAAUGUAAAAACUGUGUGAUUGGACCCCAGUAUAACAUAAAUACUUUUGUAAUGCAUUGCUGUUAAACCAUUACCUCUGCACUGAUUUAUUUCAGGCUUUCCACUAAUUUUUGCCAAUGUGGAAACAAAUUUUAGCUCUAUUUUGAGCUACAGUGCAGGGGGCAAAUUGUAUUUUAAUGUUUUGCAAAUUUAUUUACCUUUUAUUAUACUAAGGUCGAAUACCCCCACUUUUAAAAUAAGUUUUGUCUGUUUAAAUGGAUUUUAAACAGUUUGUUUCAUUGUAGUGACAAAAAAGCACUAAGCAGUGGCUUAUACUCAAUAUAAAUCAUUGCAAUAUGUAUUAUUCAUCAUUUUAAGAUGAUUUUACAUUUAGUGCUAAUUUUGCAAGAAAACAAAUAAGUGGAUUGCUUUUUUUUUAACACAAUUUGUUUCAUUUUAGGUUUACUUUAAUUGAAAGUAAAGAAAUAAUUGUUGUUACUAAAUAAGUACUGCUUUAAAUCCCUUUAAGUUAAUAUCACAUUCGGAAGAGACAUUUUGAGCAUUUAAAAAAGUUUGGGAAUAUAGUUCAGCCUUUAUAGAUGGGACCAGAUUAUAGUCCACUACACUGAUUAUCACUAUAGAAUGUGUAGUGUGUUUGAAUUGUGAAACAAAUGUUAGCGUGUUUUAGUUUUUUUUUUUUUUUUUUUUUUUAACAUCAAUGACAAAUUUAAAGGCUGAUAUUUUACAAUUAUACUCUUUGCCGCUCUGCCAAUUGGGCAUAUCAAUUGCGUGUCCAUUCAAUUAUUUCUAGAGCAGUGCUGUCCAUCAAUUUUUUUUCCUCUUUGUAGCAAGUCUUGUUUCUGUAAAACUACAUUCUGCUGGCCCAGAUGAGUUUAAAAUUAAUUUAUCGGCAUAAAUACUAGGCCUGAUGGGAAGCAAUAUUAGGGGAUUUCAAGGGUAAUCUUUUAUGCUCUCACCUGCUGUCUUUAUACCUUUUUGCCACUGUCUUUCAUUACCCUGGGUUUCAUUCUUUAUGCAGUAUAUCUGUCUCUGCAUCUUUGUGCAGCUUCUCAUUAACUUCAUCUGUAAUUUUCCUUCACUUUCUCUACACCUUAUCUCUAUCCAUUUCGGGAUAACAUCACAAAUAAAGUGAUAGUAAAUCUGAGCAUUUAAAAAAACGCUAGGAUUUACCAUCACUAAAAAUAAACCAUUUCAGUCGUCACUUACUAGAAAAAGGGUGCUGAACUCACCCUGUGUCGCAAAUAGAUAUCUAAACAACGCCUCCGGCUGCCCAAGGCACAUCACUCUUUACCAAUGAGGAUGUCAGUUGACACGCAUGGCUAUUGGUCAGAGGUGGAAAUGUCACCUCAUUGAAGAAAAGUGCUGUGUCGUGGGCGACCGGAUGCACUGAGUUUAGCCCCCUUUUUUUUUAGUAAGUGAUGACUGAAACUACUGUUUAUUUUUAGUGAUGGUAAAUCCUAGCAAUUUUUAAAUGCUUGGAUUUACCAUCACUUUUAAGUUGGAAAUGUUACAAGCUUAGUUGGUAAUUAACUACAUUGCUGUGAAUAUCUAUUAUGGCUUAUGAUUAGACUCCUGCUGCUUGAAGAUUUAAAAAAAAAACACAACCCCAAACCCUAAUUCACUUGGUGAUCACUUCCGUGAAAUUCCGAUAUACAAAAGACAUUUUACAAUGACAUCACAAUCUUAAACUGCAUGUGGUCAGAAUUUCAGUGAAAAUACCAGCUUUAAGCACCAACACAUGUUGCUACUUAAAAGAUCCAAAAAACCGAUGUUUUUGAACACUAAUUUUAGCUUAAAGGGACAGUCAACACCAUAAUUUUAGUUUUUUUAAAAGAUAGAUAAUCCCUUAAUUACCAAUUCCCCAGUUUUGCAUAACCAAAACAGUUAUAAUUAUACACGUUUUACCUCUGUAAUUACCUUGUAUCUAAGCCUCAGCAGACUGCCCCCUCAUUUCGGUGCUUUUGACAGACUUGCAUUUUAGCCAAUCAGAGCUGUCUCCAUGGUAAAGUCACGUGCAUGAGCUCAAUGUUAUCUAUAUAAAACACGUGAACUAAUGCCCUCUAGUGUUGAAAAACUAUCAAUGUAUUUAGAUUAGAGGCAGCCUUUAAUUAGCAUAUGAACCUCCUAGGUUUAGCUUUCAUCUAAGAAUACCAAGAGAACAAAGCAAAAUUGGUGAUAAAAGUAAAUUGGAAAGUUGUUUAAAAUUACAUGCCCUAUUUGAAACAUGAGUUGUUUUUGGACUUGACUGUCCCUUUAAUACUUUUUUUACUUUUGGCUUUGGCUCCUGCACAUCUGCUCAGAUAGCUGAUUUCAUAUUUAGUUCUUUUUUUUUUUUUUUUUUUAAUGUUAAUUUUUUUUUAAUUUAGUUGUCCCUUUUUAAAACACAUACGUAAUUUUUUUAUAAAUGUAAAUGAGAGAGAGAAAGUUUUUGCGCAUUCACCGGUUCACAUCAACUGCCAGGGUGCUGUAAGAUUAAUGCAGAAGUUCGUAAUAAGCACUCACUGGUCUGCAGUCAGCUUGGUUAAAGUAAUUACUUUAACCAAGCUGACUGCAAACCAGUGAGUGCUUAUUGCGAAUAUAUAUAUUGGGCCAGAUUGGUUAUCAGACAAAAUAGGCGGCUACCUUUUACGUAGCUUUAGAGAGAGGGUUUAAUUUGCAUUAAAAUUAGUAACUUUUUUUGUAGGGGGAAAAUAUAUAUAUUUAUUUUUUAUUUUUUUAGAUAUUUUUUUCUGGCAAUGCCAGCAAGACACUCAUUUUAUUUAUAGAAAACUUGCUUCAUGUGCAAUUUAUCCAGAUUUUUUUUUUCUUCUUAAAGAAUUUAUAACCAGUUGUCACACUAUUAUGUAAAAGAUUUGCAAAACUAGACCUGCAAACACAGCUUUGUCUUCUCAAAAUUGUGUGUGCUUGUGCAUAAAUGGAGUCUACUUCCUCUAAAUGCCCAAAGGUCAACCAAUAUCACUCUAUCAUUUAGUUGUAAAUCCUAUUUGUAAUUUUCAGAUUACAUUUUAUAAUAUGAGCACACACCCUCAGACUUAGGAAAUUCCCUUCUACACAAUCGUUCUUAAAGUAUUUGCUGUAUUCCUUUAUAUUCUUACAGGAAAUAUACACUGGUUGUCUUGAUAAUGUUACAGUGGUCAUUAAAGCUAGUUUGCUUGACCAGACCAUUCUAAAACCUUUGAUUUUAUAAUUCUGAAAUAUAAAAUGUGGAUUAUCCACGUGGGAAAGAAGUACUUUUUUUUUUUUAAGGGCAUUUAACUUAUAAUUUACACAUUCUUUAGUGAAUGCCAAUAUACAUGGGAAGGAAAAUUUCCCAUUCUACCAUAUGGUCCAAUUCUCUAAAACUCUCUGGUCUGACAAGAUUAUCUAGAAGUCAUGUCAGUACUUUAAGGUGCCUCAAAGAAUUUUAGAAAGGCAAAUUUUAGCUUGUGAGCUGUUUAUCUUGCUAUGCAGGGUUCUAGAUAUGAAGGAGGAACACCUACAUAAAACACUUUAAAAAAACAAACAAAAAAGUCUGUCCAUGCUGGCAAGUUUUUGAUUAUUGGGCCUUUAGAGAGAGUGCAUUAUAUGUUACUUAAAUGUCCUCUGCUUUUAAAUACUCGUGUAAAUAGUAUAUUUACUCAGCUUAUAACAUAUUAUGAUGUCCUAUUUAUUAAUGUGUGUGAAUUGCUGUUACUCUGUCUGCAAAUGUGACAGCGCGUAAAUAGUUUAAAAGUGUUGUCAUCCAUUAAAAAAAUGCAUUUUCAAUUGAAUAUGUUAAGAAGUAUUAAGUAAUUUAUGGCACUAAUAAGUUGUUUGCAGGUUCUACAACCGGUUUUAACCAUUUUUUUUUAAGUGUUACACAAUUGGUAUGGCAGGUAUGACAUGUAUACAGUGAGUUUGCCUGCUUUUCAUAUUUAGUUGAGUUGCAGUACCUAGUUUUGUAAAAUUUAAAGCUUUAAUAUUUAUCCAUAAACACAGCUUUAUUUAACUAAAUACAAAUCUAAUUAAAAAUGUAGACCCUGCAUAACAUCUUACUUAUUUAAAUAUUCAAUACAUAAUGUAGCAGUUUCAUAUCAAGUUUAGUGUGUGUUUGCAUGUAAAUGUUAUUUAAAACAAAGUUGGGAGAGAAUUUUAAUUUUUACAUACCCCUUAUUUGUUAACUUUUUUUUUCAAAAUCUAAUGGACUGUUGUCUUAACAGAUAAUGCAGUAUGCGCAUAUGCGCUUCUACAAAUGUUUAAUAUUACACCUGACUGUUGAAAUUGUGAAUGAGAUUCAUAAAGCAUUAUUUGAAGGCCUAUUAUUUUGUGGCCUACUAUGUGUUUUCAUUGACUCUGUGAUUUGCAUUUUAUAUGUCCAAAACUUUAAACAGUGUAAAACCAUAUAAAAGUAAUAAAAAUAAGUUUUUCCUAAGAAUUAGAAA
This is a messenger RNA of Bombina bombina (fire-bellied toad), 7164 nucleotides long. RefSeq names its product zinc finger and BTB domain containing 45 (gene ZBTB45). Lineage: Eukaryota; Metazoa; Chordata; Amphibia; Anura; Bombinatoridae. Bases 245 to 2080 code for a protein of 611 amino acids. Gene Ontology annotation, molecular function: protein binding. The record is from RefSeq and is a predicted model, not a curated record. Gene Ontology annotation, biological process: regulation of cytokine production; regulation of immune system process; negative regulation of transcription by RNA polymerase II. The transcript is spliced from 3 exons.